Puccinia graminis f. sp. tritici CRL 75-36-700-3 is the source of this 829-nucleotide messenger RNA. RefSeq lists its product as uncharacterized. Bases 110 to 775 code for a protein of 221 amino acids. The record is from RefSeq and is a predicted model, not a curated record. Lineage: Eukaryota; Fungi; Basidiomycota; Pucciniomycetes; Pucciniales; Pucciniaceae. The transcript is spliced from 5 exons.
UUUUUCUGCUCCAUCCUAUUCGUAGCCUAACUCUCGAGGGUUGAUCCACACAUUGGUGAGCUCGGUAUUUCGUGUGGCAAUCAUCUCAUCAGACAUUACUUCUGCCGCCAUGACCCUCUCGGGCACACCAGUACUACGUCUUUUGGGUUUUAUUACUCUUUUACUCCAGUCCAGGAAUAAUACUGUCAGCGGGAAGGUGUUCAGAUGCGACCAAUCUCUCGCUCCAGUAACUCAAUAUCAGCCUAAGAGCACCACCGCCAAUCCACUCCUCUCAUCCGUUGCAUCCGGUACAAGGCCGAGCAUCAUGGCAACUCCCCUUUCGAAUCCAGUCCAACCUUUUAGUAUAAACGGCCCUCCACCAACAAAAGAAUUGGCCUGCAAAUCCGAGUCGGGAGAAAAAACUUUCGCAUUUUGUGUGGCUGACUCAUGCAUUGGAACCGCCACCUGCGAAGGAUGUAGGUCAGAUUUUGGGAUGAUGGUCAAAGUCAAGUGCAUGUCUUACCACAUACAAAACCAACAAAAUUUCUGUGAAGACAUCAACGGGAUCAAGUUCGUGUGUGCCGGAAGUUGUGAAGAUCGCACCGCAUGUUCUAUCUGCGAAUACGACAAUGUAGCCAAAACAAAAUCUUUUCGGCCACCAUGGGAGCGUGAAAUGAGCAUCUCACCCCUCCUAAUCGCUAGGUCCAAAUCCUCACAAAAUAAUCCAUCCGCCUGGAUCAUCGCCACUUUGAGCUUGGCAAAACUAGCCUCCUGUUCACCUCUAUUUGGACUAUAGCACAACCCUAAAACAGAAAUAAACGUGUAAAAAGAAAAGUAUUCCUUAUCUACU